Neomonachus schauinslandi (Hawaiian monk seal) is the source of this 834-nucleotide messenger RNA. RefSeq names its product F-box protein 17 (gene FBXO17). The record is from RefSeq and is a predicted model, not a curated record. Lineage: Eukaryota; Metazoa; Chordata; Mammalia; Carnivora; Phocidae. The transcript is spliced from 5 exons. Gene Ontology annotation, cellular component: SCF ubiquitin ligase complex; cytoplasm. Bases 1 to 834 code for a protein of 277 amino acids. Gene Ontology annotation, molecular function: protein binding; ubiquitin protein ligase activity. Gene Ontology annotation, biological process: SCF-dependent proteasomal ubiquitin-dependent protein catabolic process; glycoprotein catabolic process.
AUGGGCGCCCGGCCCUCGCGGCGACGGCUGCCCGCGGACCCGCCCCUAGCCUUAGACGCGCUGCCCCCGGAGCUGCUGGUGCAGGUGCUGAGCCACGUGCCGCCGCGCGCCCUGGUGACGCGCUGCCGCGCCGUGUGCCGCGCCUGGCGCGACGUGGUGGACGGGCCCACCGUGUGGCUGCUGCAGCUGGCCCGCGACCGCAGCGCCGAGGGCCGCGCACUCUACGCCGUGGCCCAGCGCUGCCCGCCCAACAGCGAGGACGAGGAGUUCCCGCUCUGCGCCCUGGCGCGGUACUGCCUGCGCGCGCCCCUCGGCCGCAACCUCAUCUUCAACUCCUGCGGAGAGCAGGGCUUCAGAGGCUGGGAGGUAGAGCACGGCGGGAACGGCUGGGCUGUGGAAAAGAACCUAACACUGGUGCCGGGGGCUCCUUCCCAGACCUGCUUCGUGACUUCUUUUCAAUGGUGCUUCAAGAGGCAGCUUGUAGACUUGGUGAUGGAAGGAGUGUGGCAGGAGCUGCUGGACAGUGCCCAGAUCGAGAUCUGUGUGGCCGACUGGUGGGGUGCCCGAGAGAACUGUGGCUGCAUCUACCGGCUCCGGGUCCGCCUCCUGGAUGUGUACGAAAACGAAGUGGUCAAGUUCUCGGCCUCACCCAACCCGGUCCUUCAGUGGACGGAGAGAGGCUGCCGACAGGUGUCUCAUGUCUUCACCAACUUCGGCAAGGGCAUCCGCUACGUGUCUUUUGAGCAGUAUGGGAGGGACACGCGUUCCUGGGUGGGCCACUAUGGCGCCCUCGUGACCCACUCCAGUGUGAGGGUCAGGAUCCGCCUGUCCUAG